GGACUAGCGGCCACCGCCAGAGGCCACAGGCCAACCACUUUCUCUCUCAACACCGCUCUUGGUUUGUAAAUCCCUGCAUCCAAGGUCACGUUUGCAUUGCGUUCUCGAGCCACGGUAUUUCAACAGGUACCAGGAGGCAUACUAUCCCGAACUUAGACACAAGAAGGUCAAAAUCAAAGCUCGAAGGACCUCGAUCUGGCGCCUGUCAACGCCCACGAGACGGUCACACAGCUCAACUCUGCAUUCACUUUGAUUCGCUCAAAUCGUGCACGAGACUCCGCUAGAAUUUUCUUUAUCAUCAAGUCAACAUCAAUUCGUCAAGGACAUUUAAAUAACACGGACUUGGACUUGUUUCAACGGACGCUAUACAUCUUCCUAGAUCCUCUCUGCGACUCGCUAUACCACGGAUUUUACCCGCCAUGCCUGCACUCAACGAACUUAUUGACCAGGAGAUCUUCACGGUUCCGAGCUUCCAGCUGGAAUGUGGGGCGGUUUUGAAGGAGGUCCCGGUUGCCUACAAGACGUGGGGCAAGAUGAACGCAACGAGGGACAAUGUCAUGAUCAUUUGCCAUGCGUUUACUGGGAGUGCCGAUGUAGAGGAUUGGUGGGGACCUCUCAUGGGCCGUGGCAAGGCUUUCGAUCCCAAUCGAUUCUUCAUCUUCUGCGCAAACGUUCUCGGGUCGCCGUACGGUUCCGCUUCUCCCGUGACCAUCAACCCUGACACUGGUAAACCCUAUGGACCCAAAUUCCCCCCAACCUCGAUUCGCGACGACGUUCGCCUCCACAAGCUCGUCCUAGACCAUCUAGGAGUAUCGUCCGUCGCUGUCGUUAUUGGUGGAUCCAUGGGGGGCAUGGCUGUCCUCGAAUGGCCUCUAUGCUCGCCCAAAGGUUACAUCCGCCACGUUAUCCCUCUCGCCACCUCUGCUCGACACUCGGCCUGGUGCAUCAGCUGGGGAGAAGCGCAACGACAGUCGAUCUACAGCGAUCCAGGAUACGAAGGAGGGUUCUACCAGACCCAGCCUGCCAGUGGGCUGGCUGCGGCGCGUAUGAGCGCAUUGUUGACAUACCGAUCGAGGGAUUCGUUCGAGAGCCGGUUUGGGAGGAAGCCGCAGAAGAAUCUCGGGGGCAGGGAACCAUUGACGCCUCCCGACUCACCUCGCUCUGAGCCCCUGGACGAGCACGUCGUCCUCCACAACGAUGGCCUGCGGAACGUGAAGACCAAACCUUUGGAGAACGGCGGGGAAGUCUCGCCCAAGGAUUCCGAACCGACUUCACCAUCCGCCGAGCGAUCCAAAACCCCGCAAAUCUUCUCCGCACAGUCCUACCUCCGCUACCAAGGCGAAAAAUUCAUCAAACGCUUCGACGCCAACUGCUACAUCCAUAUCACCCGCAAACUCGAUACACACGACGUCGCCCGUGGUCGUACAGGGGAUGAAUCUUCGGAUGCACCUGGCGCCCUCGCCAAAGUCCUCGCUCAACUCCCACCAAGAGCUCUCGUGAUCAGCAUCGCGACGGACGGCUUGUUCACUCCCCUCGAACAACGAGAAAUCGCGGAGGCGAUACCCGAUGCAAAGCUGGUGACCAUUGAAAGUCCGGACGGGCACGAUGGGUUCUUGUUGGAGUUCGAGGCGAUCAAUCGUCAUGUGCUGGAGUUUUUGAAGAGAGAGUUCCCCGAGUAUUAUGUGGGUGGGGGCGAGGUGUCAAGUACACUUGAGGACGGCUUCGAGAUCAAGAAGACGAGUUUGUUUGGAGAAGCGGAGGCUGAUAUCACGAGGUGGUAG
This is a messenger RNA of Coprinopsis cinerea okayama7#130, 1781 nucleotides long. RefSeq names its product homoserine O-acetyltransferase. NCBI's taxonomy places the organism in Eukaryota, Fungi, Basidiomycota, Agaricomycetes, Agaricales, Psathyrellaceae. The record is from RefSeq and is a predicted model, not a curated record. Bases 420 to 1781 code for a protein of 453 amino acids. Gene Ontology annotation, biological process: L-homoserine metabolic process. Gene Ontology annotation, molecular function: homoserine O-acetyltransferase activity. The transcript has 4 exons.